AUUGCAUAUGUUAAUCUUUAAUGAGUACAGCUUUACUCCCUGGGGAAAACAUUGUCAAUUCUGUGGAUUCCUACCCUCCUCAAUGCCAAUGUGCAGCAAAUAGAAGCCUGGUAGACAUCACUGCUGCUAUGGAAUACGAACACAUACAAAAUCGCAGGCACUUUAAACAAUUCUUACCAGAUUUCCUCUUCUAUUAAGUAUCUCCUCACUACUAUCAGUUGAUGAUCCAUAGCCACUACAAAUUGGCAGGAAAAUGUGAUUAAAAAAGAAGAAGAAAGUGUUCUCUGAAAAAGUUCAAUUCCUUCCCUCUGUCUUUCUUCUCACUCUGUUUGUGUUGGAUUGUUGUAAUUUUGUCAUACCACCACAAUAUCUCUAGCCAAAUAAAACAUAGCAAAAAUAGAAAAGUGGGCAGUUUUCAGUAGCAUUGAUGAUGUGGACCAUAUGUAGCUUCCAUCUAGUGUAGAGCUGCUGUGGUGCAAGAUUUUGCAAUUGGCUGCAGGACUAGGAAGGAAGUUUCUAGUAAGGGAAAAGUGACUCCGUUGAAAACCAGCAAAAAUGGCACUACAUUUUGACCUUAAGUUGAUUUCCUUAAGGUGCACAGUCUAUUGAUAAUUUUCCAAUUUUUCAGGUAAUGGGGAGUAAGACAAAGAUAUUUAUAGUUAUGGAGUUCGUUACCGGUGGGGAGCUCUUUGACAAAAUUGUAAACCAUGGACGGAUGAGAGAAGAUGAAGCACGGAGAUACUUCCAACAGCUUAUUAAUGCUGUUGAUUACUGCCAUAGCAGAGGUGUCUAUCAUAGAGAUCUGAAGCCAGAAAAUUUGCUAUUGGAUGCAUAUGGGAAUCUUAAGGUUUCAGAUUUUGGAUUGAGUGCACUGUCCCAACAAGUCAGGGAUGACGGCUUGCUUCACACUACAUGUGGAACUCCAAAUUAUGUUGCUCCUGAGGUCCUUAAUGAUAGAGGCUAUGAUGGGGCAACUGCGGACUUGUGGUCAUGUGGAGUGAUACUCUUUGUAUUGCUUGCAGGUUACUUGCCUUUUGAUGAUUCUAAUCUUAUGACCCUGUAUAAAAAAAUCUCAGCAGCUGAAUUCACUUGUCCCCCUUGGCUCUCUUUUGGUGCCAUGAAGUUAAUAGCUCGAAUUUUGGAUCCCAAUCCUAUGACUGUAAGUACUUGUGCACAUUCCGUUGAUAAGCUCAUGGCUUUUGAGCCGAUUCUCAUUUCUGAUUAAUAUAGUGCCAUUUUUCGUAAUCUGCACCUGGGUAGUGAUGGAUAUUCAUGCUAAACACAAUUGGUUUUAUGGUUAAAAA
This is a messenger RNA of Prunus avium (sweet cherry), 1304 nucleotides long. The record is from RefSeq and is a predicted model, not a curated record. NCBI's taxonomy places the organism in Eukaryota, Viridiplantae, Streptophyta, Magnoliopsida, Rosales, Rosaceae.